CUUUUUCUUGUGGGUUUCCUCUCAACCAGAGCAGUUUUCUUUUGAGUCAUGAUGAGGAGGAAGCACAACAAGACAAACUCGGAUGGAAGCUAUGUGUUCAGCAGCCUGAGGGGGUGAGAGUGGUCAGAAAGGAUGAACCUGGCUCAAUAUCAGAGAUGUCUCAGUCAAACAACUCAAAGGAUAGCCAGGUCCUGCUGCAGUCCAUGCUGCAGAGGUUGAAGCUUCAGCCUGGGAGAGAGAGACUGGACACUGAUGUUCAGACCACUGCUGCACCCACAUCUGGGAAUGUUGAAAGAGUCUUGGAUAACCGAGAGGCACACAACAUUGUGACUAAUGGACUUGGAAGCCCGACAAAGACGUUGGGAUUCCCUACAUUUGGGCAAAGACCUUUUGAGCACAAGGGUGGGGAAAGUUGGCAACUGUACAGUGGAAAGGUUUCCUUCCCUUUUCAAGAAGACAAGAGUCCGUUUCAGAGGGGCGAGGACACACCGAUCGGACAUGUCACUCAACCUUUUCCGGAGAAAUCACAGGACAGUGCUGCAACUUCCAGCACGACCGCAGAUGAUGACAGGGAUUUUAAGAAUAGACUGAGGACUACUCAAGCAGCAGACCUGAAUCCACGUCAGGGUUUUAAACCCAGAGUGUAUGAAUGGUCAGUGAAGGCCUCAGAUCUCCACACGCAGAGCAAGGACACUCUAGGACAGAACGGAACAUAUCGAAGUCUUUCUGAGGCGGAAUACGCAAGUGCUGCUCUCACAAACCAAACAACAACCAACAAUUCCUUUAGACGAAAGCAGCGAUCAUCAGAGGUGAAACCCAGGAGGUGGACUCAGAAGAUCAAGGAGAGAUGGAGGGAGAGGCCUGGCAGUAUUAGCAAGAAAGAAAAAGAGGAUCAACAAGAACCGCUUGCAACAGGAAGUCCCGUCAGCGUCUCAGCUGUCAGCGGAGAAACAACCGCCCUUUCACAAGGCAGCUGUGAGAGCCCUCCCGAGAAGCCAGAGAAAGACAAUGGUGAUGAGCACACCAGGUUCAGCAGCGACUUUGACAUCGGUCUGGGCUCCUUCAGCCUGCUGGACGAGAUAAUCACAGGUCAAGAGUGGGCAAAAUUCCUCCAUCCUGCUGUGUCGGCAUCCGCCACAGCCCACCAGGAUCCACCCCAGGGGCUCGAAAUGAAACCUCAAACCUCUGGUGUUAUGAACCAGGGUGGGCCUGGAAACAGCACCUGGAGCUUUGAGAGCACAGAUUUGGCGCCGAAAAGGCCGGCAAUAUUAGCUGAUACAUUCCUCCCAGUCAGCAUGGACGUCUCAGAAGGAAGAACAGCACCUGCACAGAAAGAAUCAGAACCAAUGGAGCAGAGCCAGGUCCAUCAAAUAUACAAGACCCGAGUACGGCGACAACCAAGGGUUUUGUCAGAAGCGGAGCGAGCUGACUUUCUGGACAGCUCAUUAUUGAGGACUCGAUCAUAUCUAAACAGGAAGCGACAUCACCAGUCAGUGGAGGGGGCAAAUGAGGGGCUUCAAACCGGCACGAACAGCGUUGGGAGAGCAGCGGAACAAGUUUGGUCAUUUCCAGGAUCCAUAGUGUUAAAGCCAGCAAACCCCACAGCACAUCCUUCAUCCCCAACCUUCCCCCCUGUCCCGGCUUUCACUGGUCCUCCACCCCGGGGGGUCCUCAAACAUUCCAUUUCCCAUGAGUCAAACUCAUCCAUGGAGACGUUGACAAAACGGAGACGACUGGAGGACAAUCGUCGAGUCCAUUUCGCAGAAGAAGUGUUGGCCAUCAUGCCACCUGAGCCGUACCCGGACCUCACUGACUCGGAGGAGGACACUGUGUCUGAAGAGGACUCAGUCUUGGAGGAAGAUGAAGAGGAAACCAAACAGGACGAGAGGGAGAGCGCAAGGAUAGAUGAGGCAACGCCGCCACGCCGCGCCGCCCUUCCAUCCUGGAUUAAAGCUCUGAAGAGGAAGAAUACUGGGAGAAAGCUGCAAUGAAACCUAAUAUUCUGUCAGCUAUAAGAUAGUGACGUGAGAAAGUGGACUUCUUAAUGGACAAGAACACUCUGAUGAGACGGUAUCUGGGAGUGAAAAGAAUGAGUGUCACGUCGGCCCCCACACUGUGUUCACCAAGCUUCUCAAGUCACUUCCUGUUUUGAACAGUAGAGACACUGGAGCGGCGCUUCGAUGUUGAUUUGGUGUCAAUACACAGUUGGUGUUGUUUGUGUUAAAAAGACACCCCACACCCAAAUGAUACUAUUACAGCAUAAAGCCAAGAUGGUGUUACUUCCCUGGGUGAUAUUGCUGGAGGAAUAAAUGCUUAUUAAAAUUGUAGCACUUUGUUUUUCUUCCCACUCCUACAUGAGAAGUAUAUUCAAACCAAGUAGAGGGUAAAAUAUUUAUUUUACAUGCAUAAUAGUAUGCAAAACUGUUUUACUUCAGAAACUGUGUAAGAUCGAAACAGUGACCUUUUUUUUUUUUUUUAAAUGUUAUUUUCCCAACC
Synchiropus splendidus (mandarinfish) is the source of this 2496-nucleotide messenger RNA. RefSeq lists its product as uncharacterized. The transcript is spliced from 7 exons. The record is from RefSeq and is a predicted model, not a curated record. Lineage: Eukaryota; Metazoa; Chordata; Actinopteri; Syngnathiformes; Callionymidae. Bases 156 to 1991 code for a protein of 611 amino acids.